Chondrus crispus (carragheen) is the source of this 420-nucleotide messenger RNA. RefSeq lists its product as hypothetical. The transcript has a single exon. The record is from RefSeq and is a predicted model, not a curated record. The coding region runs from base 1 to 420 and encodes 139 amino acids. NCBI's taxonomy places the organism in Eukaryota, Rhodophyta, Florideophyceae, Gigartinales, Gigartinaceae.
AUGGUACAGGCCUCUAGAGCCGGGCUUCGCCGAAGGCUUUUGCUCCAUCUUGCCCUAGUUUUCGCCCACUUCUAUGUAUGUGGUAGUAUUCACCUCAGCCCAGAUACACACAAACUUCUCAACGUCGCCGCCGCCAUUCCGCUCCGAUACAAACAAAUCGUUGAUGAGCUACAGCAAUUACCAAUGCCACUACCCGCAAUCAGCAGCAGCAAAUUUUCCUUGUCUUCGUUAACUCCAUUUUGUGCAAAGUUCACCGUUCCUGAGAUUGAAGCAAAUGUAGUGCCGGAAUGUAUCAGAUGGGAGGUAUGUACAUCUACUCAGUUGAGGCGUUUAUUCGCGAGUGGGUUUCUAUGUCGGUCAACAACUGAAGAGGACGAUUCUGACAUUUUUCUAUUGAUCCUUGAUUCUGUAAUGGCCUAG